Molecule: messenger RNA, 402 nt
Organism: Hyaloscypha bicolor E
Lineage: Eukaryota; Fungi; Ascomycota; Leotiomycetes; Helotiales; Hyaloscyphaceae
Exons: 3
Coding region: 1-402 (133 amino acids)
Source: RefSeq, a predicted model, not a curated record
AUGCAUCGCAUUGCAAUCAUAGCAGCUCUUGUCUUCUUCACCCAGCUCAUCUUAGCUCUUUCUCCCAACUACCAAUUUGAUCAAUUACCACGCCCCAUCCACCAAGCCACUUUCGCGGGCCAGCACAUUCAAGAGCAGCUCAAGAAGCUUUAUCCUGGUAUUCAGUUUCCCAAACAUGAGAUCAACAAUGAGCCUAAAGCCCUUACGACUCGUAAUAAGAACAACUUCGCCAUUGACCCGGCCCUUGCCUACUUAGCAAGCUACGCGUACGAUAUCGAACAAUCAUGCACCGAGGAUUGGGCUGACCCGGGUGUCUGGAUUGCAGGUGGUCAGGAGAGUGACACGGAUGGUUAUGCGGUCUGGGUGCUGGGCUGGAAUGGCCAAGGUGGACAUGGAUGCUAA